Aspergillus nomiae NRRL 13137 is the source of this 717-nucleotide messenger RNA. RefSeq lists its product as uncharacterized. NCBI's taxonomy places the organism in Eukaryota, Fungi, Ascomycota, Eurotiomycetes, Eurotiales, Aspergillaceae. The record is from RefSeq and is a predicted model, not a curated record. The coding region runs from base 1 to 717 and encodes 238 amino acids. The transcript has a single exon.
AUGGCAAAAUUACAGAAUAUUCCAGAGAUCAUCCUUCUUUGCAUGGAGGAGAAGUUUAUCACGGCAUUCAACGAAGCUCUCCCGAUGCAAUGGCCAUCCUUCGCAGAAAACCCGAAGAUCAAGAUUAACGUGCUGAACAUGGGACUCCAUGCGGUCCCUACCACGACCAAGUUCCAAUUAGUUGUCUCACCUGCCAACUCGUACGGCCGCCUAGAUGGUGCCUUUGAUGAUGCGAUCUCAUGGAACUUCUGUCGUCCAUAUCAUCCUUAUGACAUGCUCACACGCGCAGCGCAGCAAGUUCUCUACGAAAAAUGGAGAGGCUUUGCGCCCCCAGGAUCUUGCACGCUGGUCCCGUUCCCUAAAGAUGUGGCAGGCACAAAUGCGUGGGGCUGUAAAUGGGUAGCGAUUUGUCCGACCAUGAGAGCUCCAGAUAUUGUUACGUGGGACCGAGAAGUAGUGUAUGAGUGUGUGUGGAGUUUGUUAUGUCAAGUGGAAGGCUGGAACCAUGACCGAUCCAAGGACAGGAUUGAUACUAUACUGAUAACACCACUGGCAACAGGAGUUGGACGUGUAAGUCCUGAGAGAUGGGCAUCACAGUUUAUCCUAGCAAUGAAGCAUUUCGUGGAUGCGUUGGAACGGCCGGAGAGGUGGAGUCGCAUGGAAUGGGGGGAAAUUGAAAAGGAUGUGAUGGAGGUCGAAAAAACAUGGAAAGAAUAA